Molecule: messenger RNA, 5327 nt
Organism: Dufourea novaeangliae
Lineage: Eukaryota; Metazoa; Arthropoda; Insecta; Hymenoptera; Halictidae
Gene: mu2
Product: dentin sialophosphoprotein
Exons: 8
Coding region: 151-5301 (1716 amino acids)
Molecular function (GO): protein binding
Source: RefSeq, a predicted model, not a curated record
UCUCGUUUGACUGUAGUAUUUGUUACUAAUUCGUUCAAUUGUUACGUGUCAUAUGAGGUUACCCUGUGUAAAGUUAAUAAUUUUCCAAAGAAAACGUAAAUAAUAGAGUGUCGUGUCCGAAUUGCGUCGUUUAAUUAAUUCCCAUUCACCAUGGAUAUUCCACCGACGCAAGUAUACGAAGCUGAUGAUUUUACACCGACACAGAAACUAUCUCAAUCCAUGCCACAUAAAGUCAGAGAAAAAGAACUACAAAUCGGAAUAUUGACUGUUGGUUGUAAUGUGUACCCAAUUAAGGAGGGAAUUAACAAAAUUGGUAGACAUCCGGAAUGUAAUAUCAUACUGAAUGAUCAGACGGUAUCUAAGAAUCACGCAGAAAUCGAGGCUAAUAGCGAUGAAACAUCUGCGUGGAUUUGCGACCUGCAUUCUUCAAAUAAAACAAAGCUCAACAAUUCAAUUAUGAGGCCUGGUCGAUGCUACGAACUCAAAGAUGGAAGUGUCAUCCAGUUCGGUAUGGUGUGCGCUGUGUACAAAGUCAACUGUUCAAUGGAUGAAUCCCUGAUCCUAGAAACUCCGGCAUCAUGUCGCCUGAAGAAGCAACAAAUGGUCAUUCCGGGAACACCAGACUCGUCUAUGAACAAUUCGUCCACAAUGGAAAACAUUUCUAUAAUCCCUGGGACUCAAGCCGACAAUGGAGAUUCCGUAUUUCGACGACCAUCCUUAUCUAACAGGAGGUCUACUAGCAACCGGAAGAGUUUCAUCCAAGACUUCUCCAUCGACGACAGCAUGAAUGAUUCUCGAAACGUCUCCGUGCAGGGAAAAGAACACGUGGACGAACGGAGGGUCAGUAUUCACGAUAUGGAAACGCUGAAGUCGUCCGAAUCGCAGGACGAAACCAAUGUCGACAUCCACGAUGUUGAAACUCAAAAGAUCUCCUUAAGUAGCUUUAGAGCUGGUAAUGUCACUAAUAUUCAUGAUGUGGAGACACAACACGAGGAGGACAAAGAAAUUGAAGGCAAUGUCACUAAUAUUCAUGAUGUAGAAACGCAACACGAUAUAGAUAUUCAUGAUAUGAAGACACCAAAAACAAUUGGGGUUCAUAAUGUUUUAGCUAAAGACGGUCGUGAAAGCAUCGAAGAUGUAGAAAAGCGUAAAAUAGAGGGGCAGAAUAAAUAUUGUACUGACGAGAAUGUUGGGACUAAGAAAAUGUUAGCUACAAAAGCUAAAGAUUUCGCGCAUGCUGAACAGGCAGAGAUUGUCCAACCAAAUUCGCAAGAAUAUUUUCAAUUAUCUCUGACUACGAAUUUUGAUGGCGAGUGCUCAGAACUCGAUAGAAGUCGUAAUCUUCUCGGAUCGCAAAAUUUAUUAGAGAACUUUAUUGGAGAUGAUAAUCCAGAGAACGAGUCAAGAUCGAAAUCAUCGACACCUGUGAAAUCCCCGACUCUAAACAACAAUGAAACAACCAACAGAAGCAGUGACGAUGAGAACAUAUUUGAUGCAGUAACACAGGUGAAAGUCACGGAGGAAAACAUUUCCAAGACUGUAACACAGCAAGUUAACGCGUUUGAAGCUUCUUCGAUGGACGACGAUUCUGAUGAAACUGAUCAAGAGGGCGUGUUUCAAACAUACUCGCGAAUUGCUAGUCAGGAUAGCAGUCAAAAUAGAAAUCAUUCGCAAAGUAAAUCUGACAGCGAUAGUUCUGAUACGGAUGAAGAAGGACGUUUUACAGAGAUGGCUUUAAAAGAAAAACGAACAGCGUCUUUAUCCUUUGAAACUCGACAGAAUGAAAGUAAACUAACUAAGAACGAUACUGGAUCAAGCCGAGAUUCUGAUGACAUGUUUAAUACACUCACGCAACAAGUGAAUGUGAAGAAAGAGGGUUCUUCAAAGAUACAGAGUGAAAUCAGUAAAUGUGAUGUAGAUUUUGAUACACCAACUCAAGUAAUCGAAGUGAACAAACCUGAAAAUAAUAUAAGACUAGAGGAAGACACAAAGAAGAAGGAUAUAGAUUAUUUAGCAGCAACACAAGUUCUACCAAGCAGUGAAACUUCCAUAACUGUAGCAAAACAUAAGACUCCAUACAGUGAAGAAAAGAACGAUAAUGAAAUAGAGUACAACACGCCUACCCAAAUAAUUACAGAGAAUGUUUUAAUCUCUAAUAAUCCAUCACUUAGUAAUUCUGAUCAGUUAAAUCCAAAUGUAGUAGAGGAGUGCAGCAUUGAGGACAUUGAUUAUGAAAUGGCCCCUACUCAGUUGCUUCGUGACUGUGAAGAAAAAAUAUCUGUAUCAAUUCCUGGUAGUAACAAGAUAUCAAAGAAAUCUAACAAAGUGAAUUUAAAUGAUACUUUAGAAAAAAAUCUGAAUAAAAUGUUUGAUAGUGUCAAUGACGAGGACAUGGAAGAUCAACCACAGAUAUCGACUCAGGUCCUUACAAGUAUAUUACAAGCAUCACAGAGUGAUGAUAAACCGACAAGCUUUAAAGAAUCACAAGAAAGUAGUAAAACAGACAAAUCUGUCACAGGGGAAAAAGGUGAAGAACCCGUUGCUGAGUCAGUUUCACCUUCAUUAUCAACUACAAAGCUACGUGAUUCUAAGUUGCCGAAUAGAACUACUCAAGACUCACAAAAUUAUUUUUCCAAUCUUGUGUCAAAAAGAAAACGUAAUAUUAUAGUAGAUUCGCCAAAUCGUGUUACACUUGGUGAAGAUACAUCUGAUAAUAAAAAAGGAAUUGCAGGAAAAUCAGUAGACGAUAGCAUCACAAACGAGAAAGAUAAUACUUCUGAUACGUUAUUGAGCUCUACACCCAAAAGUUUAUUGACCCCAAGAUCCUCAAAAAGAAAUAAAACUAAAAAGUCAAACGAAUCUAAAAUAGAUCUGGGAAGGACAAGCAUAUCAAAUAGUAACGAAAAUGUUUCGGAAGUAUCUAACAAAGAUGAUCAAGUAUCUGUUACAACAGUUGAUACAGGACAACCUCGAAAGGCCUUCAUGAUACUAGAAUCAGAUGAAGACUUUUUGGCAGGGUUACCUGAGGUUCAAAUUUCAGGGACGUUGUCCAAUCCACCAAGUCCAACUUCAUCAACAUCAACCGAAUUUAGAUUGAAUACUACAGGCAUGAAGUCAAAACAAAGUUCGAAAAAAGCAGAACCUAAAAAAAGAGUAGCCCCAAAAAAGUCGACGCGAAGAUCACUUACUCGUAAAAACACAGAAGAAAACAAAUCUCGUAGUAUUGACAAAUCAAACUAUAAAACAGAUUUGGAUAUUUUCAGAAAUGUUGAUGUCGACAGAGUGCUCAUAACGGUACAUGAAAGUGAUGACGACAGAGAGAAUGAAAUUAAAUCAGUGAGGACCUCUUCACGUAAAUUUAAAAAGAGUGAAUCUCUGCAGCAAAAAUCGAGUCCUUCCGUUGCUUCGCAGAAACAAGUCACACGUAGUAUUUCCAUUCAGAACAACGCAAGGACUCGUGCUUCUAGCAAAGAAAAUGUUGAUCGUUUAUCCAUUUUUCAGGUUGACAAAGAAGUUCCGAGUUCAAAUAAAGCUACCGAGUCUGAAAAAAAAACCACUUUAGACACAUCGCGUAGUAGAAAGAGAUUACUUAACACGGCGGACAGAACGGAAAGUAAUAAUGCGAAAAAGCGUAAAGAAGAUGAUAAUGGAAAAAGGUCUCUGGCUAGCAGAGGUAAAGUCCAUAAUACUAGAAGGAUUGUCGUUAACAGAAAGAAUUCUGCAAAUAUUCUUGACUACGUAACCGAAAGAAGUUCACCAGUGGACGUCAAAACUUCGGAUAGCUCGCAGCAGUCAGUUGGGAGCAGUCAAGACAGUUCAGCAUCUAAGCAAUUGGUAGUAAAAAUUAUCAGGUUGUCUUCGAGUACUCCAACAGAGACAUUGUCUCCAAGUACACCUACAGAAUUAAUGCAGGAUAGACGUAUGAGUGUCAACCAUCCCAGUGUUAUGAACAAUUCGCCUAGAACAGAGAAUAAUAAAACUGCUGAAAAUAGAGAAACAAAAAGAAAUAAGAAUAGAAAAGCAAUAAAUAAACGUCAACUUAAGGCAGAAGAUAUGAGUUCUCAAGUUGGAGAAGAAUCACAGGAAGUGGAAAUGAUUAUGAAUUCUUCGCUCAAAGAACAAUGUGGCAGCUUAAACGUCGAGAGAAAAGAAGAUUCAGCUAAAAGUACAAGUACCAGAACGAGAAGUACUAGAGCACGUAGAAACACAAAUGUUCACACCAAUUUGGAUGCCACAGACGGCACGUCUUUUUCUUCUGAUAUUUAUGAAUCGGAUAACGCACGUUUCGAAGUGCCUAUGCCUAAAGCCAAACGAACUAAAAUUUCUAAAAAGACUACGAAUAUCGAUGACACUGAUGAAAGAAAUACACCUACUAUAAGGGAAAUGAGAAAUAGUCGUCGUCCGCCAUCCAGAUCAACCAGUAACCAUCAAUAUCCAAUCACAGAUUCUUCCACAGAAGGAGCGACAGAAGCAAAUGAUAAUGAAAUUUCUGUAAAUAAUACUGUGAGCAAAAAAAGUAAUCCUAAAAAGAAAGAAAGGAAACCAAAAACACGAAAGCUUGGAACUGGGAAAAAAAACACUGGUAAUGUCAUAGACGAGGAAACAACGUCUUCGGAAAUGAAUUCUAGCAUAGACAACGUAUUACUUCCUUCAACACCAUUUAGGACACGUAGAAGUAUGUCUAUCCCAUUCUCAACGUCAUCACCAUAUAAAGAAAAACAUAAAAUUUUAUUUACUGGUAUUUCCAAAGAUUACAGCAAGUUAUUAGCAAAGUUGGGUGCAUCUCAAGUUGAAGAUCCAACAAAAUGUAGUGUAUUGGUCACAGAUAAAGUUCGAAGAACAGUUAAGUUUUUAUGUGCGUUAGCACAAUCAGUGCCUAUAGUUGCAGUCAAUUGGUUGGUUGACAGUGAAAAAUCUGGGCAUUUUCUAGAGUUGGAUAAUUAUAUAUUGAAAGAUCCAGUUACAGAGACUAAAUUUGGUUUCAUUUUACGAGAAAGCCUGCAUAAAGCAAAGAAACAGAAACUGUUAGAUGGUUAUACUAUUGUGUUAACGCCGAAUGUGGCGCCACCGCCAUUACCCGAACUGAAAAGUAUAAUUAGUUCAUGUGGUGGUAAAGCUUUAGUUCGACCACCAUCAUCGUGGCCACAGAAAGCAGUCAUCGUUUCUCGUAAGGAAGAUUUAGCGAACGCGAAGAAAUUUCUCGCAAAAGCUCCAAAAACCGUCACUGUACAAUCAACAGAAUUGAUACUAACUGGUAUUCUACGACAAGAAUUAGAUUUUGUUAAAUACAAUUUAAUGUAAUUGGUUACAGAUCUAUUAUACAUAUA